CACGGCCUGGCGGGCGAUGUGGCGGCGGCGGCGGCGGGCGCGGGGCGGUGUGGGGGGGCGGUGGUGGCCGGCGGCCGUUCUGGUGCUGGCGCUGUCGGUGCCCGCGGCGCGGCCCCGCGAGCUGUACUCGGCCGCUGACCCUCUGGAGCUGCUGGGGGCGGAGGCGGAGGGGCGGCUGCUCGGCUCCCCCAGCGCCUGGGCGGUCGAGUUCUUCGCCUCCUGGUGCGGGCACUGCAUCCACUUCGCGCCCACAUGGAAGGCCCUGGCCCACGACCUUCGCGAGUGGAGGCCUGCAGUGAUGCUAGCAGCCAUCGACUGUGCUGAUGAAGCCAACCAGCAAGUGUGUGCUGAUUUUGGGAUAACUGGCUUUCCCACGCUGAAGUUCUUCAGAGCUUUUAGCAAGAAGGCAGAGGACGGGAUAAGGAUUACCAAUCCCAGUGCCACCGUCGAGGACCUGCGCCAUGCCAUCAUCACCAACCUUGAGCAGAGCCAGGCCGCCUGGCCGCCUGCCUGUCCUCCACUGGAGCCAGCGAGCAUGGAAGAAGUUCACACCUUCUUCCAGAGGAACAAAGACCAGUACUUGGCACUUAUAUUUGAGAAGAGCAACUCCUUCGUAGGCAGAGAGGUGGCACUGGACAUGCUGCAGUACGAGAAUGUGGCAGUGAGGAGGGUGCUGAGCAGCGAGGAGGAGCUCGUGGAGAGGUUUGGCGUCACCACCUUCCCCUCUGCCUACUUGCUCCUCCGCAACGGCUCCUUCUCGCGCCUGCCCGUGCAUAUGGAGGCACGCUCCUUCUACACCUACUACCUGCGCACACUCUCGGGCAUCACUCGUGGCUCCUACAAACUGAACACAACCAUCACAGUUUCCAACGAGACCAACGUAUCCCAGCCAAAGCAUGCUGACCGCUCCAAGGUGUACAUGGCCGACUUGGAAUCCACGCUGCACUACUCACUGCGAGUGGAAGCCACCCGUGCCGCCGCAUUGUCAGGAGCCCAGCUGGCUGCCUUCAAGUGCUACGUAUCCACGCUGGUGAAGUACUUCCCGGGGCGCCCCUGUGUGCAGACCUACCUGCAGUCCCUGGAUGUAUGGCUGAAGAACUGGACAGAGCCUGAACUGCCCCGUGACGUCUUGAAGGGGGCCAUGAAGAAUAACAGAGAUGCCUCCCACCCUGCCUGGCUCCCCACCAAUGUGACCUGGGUGGGCUGCCAGGGCAGCGAACGCCAGUUCCGUGGCUACCCCUGCGGGCUCUGGACCAUCUUCCACCUGCUGACUGUCCAGGCUGCCCAGAGCGGCCCUGACAAAGAGCUACCACUGGAGGUCCUGAGCAUCAUGCGUUGCUAUGUCCGGUACUUCUUUGGCUGCCAAGAGUGUGCUCAGCACUUUGAGGCCAUGGCGGCUGAGUCCAUGGACCGGGUGGCAAGUCGGAAAGAGGCUGUCCUCUGGCUCUGGUCCCACCACAACGAGGUCAACGCUCGCCUGGCGGGAGGUGACACAGAGGACCCCAAGUUCCCCAAGCUGCAGUGGCCUCCACCGGACAUGUGUCCCCAGUGCCACAAGGAGGAGCGGGGUGUGCACGCCUGGGAUGAGCCGGCUGUGUUCACCUUCCUCAAGGCACACUUCUCCCCAGCCAACAUCUACAUGGAUUAUGCUGAGGCUGACCCCAUCCUCAUGGCUGGAGAGGGGACUGGUGGCAGGGUGGGCACUGAGGGCCCACGAGAGGUGAGGGAGAAGGAGGAAGAGGAGGAAAAGGAGAGGGAGGGUGACAUGAGACCUCCGGGGCGACCAGGCUCCACUGAACCAAGACGCCCCAGCAUUGUGCGGCUGAACCCCAAGCUGCGAGAGGUGGGUGAGGAUAUCGUGGACCUGGACUCCUUCAGUGAGCAGCACUUCAAGAGCCAGGCGCUGCGAGCGGCAGCCAGCCGGCACCGGCGGCUCAGCAAGCGGGACACGAUUGCCCUACUCCAGGAUGCCAGGUUGGGCCGGGAGCGUCGGUGGCCUCCUGGCGUCCAGGUCCAGGAGGAGGAGGCGGCUGGGGAGGGCGUGAGGAGGAGCCCCUGGCUGCGGGUGCUUGGUUUGGGCUUCUCCCGCCUGGACAUCAGCCUGUGCGUGGCCCUCUACUUCCUCUCCUCCAUGUGCCUCCUGGGCAUGUACACUUUCUUCCGUCUCCGCACCCGUGCCCGGAAAGGCCGCCCUAGCUUCCCCGUGGCCUGAGAGCAGUUGCAGGGGGCCGAGGGCUGCCCCCGGGGUGGGGUGGGUGGGCUGCUGAUCCGAGACACACCUGGGACAGCGUUUUAU
Molecule: messenger RNA, 2296 nt
Organism: Pezoporus flaviventris
Lineage: Eukaryota; Metazoa; Chordata; Aves; Psittaciformes; Psittacidae
Gene: QSOX1
Product: quiescin sulfhydryl oxidase 1
Exons: 12
Coding region: 17-2212 (731 amino acids)
Biological process (GO): protein folding
Cellular component (GO): Golgi membrane
Molecular function (GO): protein disulfide isomerase activity; flavin-dependent sulfhydryl oxidase activity
Source: RefSeq, a predicted model, not a curated record